AUGGAGAAGAUCGUGUUCUUCGAGGACCGGGACUUCAAAGGAAAGUCCUAUGACUGCAAAGGGGACUCAGCCGACCUGCACGGCUACAUCCGCCGAUGCAACUCGGUCAAAGUAGAAGGUGGCUGGUGGGUUCUGUAUGAGCGAAACAAUUACACGGGCUACCAGUACAUCGUUGGACCAGGGGAGUACAAUGAUUACCGCCACUGGAUGGGCUUCAAUGAUUGUGUCCGAUCCUGUAGGAUCAUCAAAAGUGCCAUAGGGCCAUACAAACUGAAGAUAUUUGACCGGCCAAACUUCGGAGGACAAUCCUUCGAUCUGACAGAAAACGUGAAGUCUGUCCAUGAGAAAUGGCCCCGACAAGAAGUGCAGUCCUGCAAGGUCCUAGGGGGCUCCUGGGUUUUCUUUGAGCACCCUAACUUCUGUGGUCGCCAGUUCCUGCUGGAGAAAGGGGAUUACCCACACUACUCAGAGUGGGGCGCUCUGAAAGCAAUCGUGGGCUCCAUCAGAAGAAUUUUGCAGCUGUAAAAGUUCCAUGUAAUGUAGAUCAUUGCAAUAAAC
This is a messenger RNA of Labrus bergylta (ballan wrasse), 558 nucleotides long. RefSeq names its product gamma-crystallin S-1. The record is from RefSeq and is a predicted model, not a curated record. Gene Ontology annotation, molecular function: structural constituent of eye lens. Gene Ontology annotation, biological process: visual perception; lens development in camera-type eye. NCBI's taxonomy places the organism in Eukaryota, Metazoa, Chordata, Actinopteri, Labriformes, Labridae.